Molecule: messenger RNA, 681 nt
Organism: Ilyonectria robusta
Lineage: Eukaryota; Fungi; Ascomycota; Sordariomycetes; Hypocreales; Nectriaceae
Exons: 2
Coding region: 1-681 (226 amino acids)
Source: RefSeq, a predicted model, not a curated record
AUGCAACUAAGCCCAUUGGGAUGCUUCCUUUUGGGGCCGAAUUUACUACCAGCACGCCCAGACGCCCUGGAAUGGGCUGGGACGGGACCAGUGGCCGCUAGGGAGCCAGCCAGCACGCCAUGGAAACAUGAUGGCAGCAUGCACCACGGCUGGCAAAACGAGAACGUGGGCCCUGGUAUGCUGGGCAUGGAGGGGCAAGGUUACACGCAAAUGGCACAAAUUAUGUUCGAUUCAGGAAGGCGGAUAUCUGGAUCCUCCGUGCCGACCUGCGCCCGCCUGGAAGCCAGGAAGCCUGGAAGCCUCGCUGAAGCUCAUGUGGCGUCUGCCGCCAUCAGCCGUGGCCCGGUUCAGUGCUGCACAACACAGCCAUCGGGAACUCUGCCCGUCUCUUCGGGUCCCCUCAGGCGAGGGCCGACUUUAUCACACAAUCAAACCCCAACAAAGUCGCCGGGCGAGGGCCAGAAAGGGCAAUUAGCUGCCCCGACGGCUGUGAAGAGGGACGACCCGAUCAGAUCAGAUCAGGGCGUUGGGCAGUUUGCAAAGCUUGGCAGGGCAGGGUUAAUUGGUAGGGCAGGGCCAGCGAGCGAGCACGAACGCCUACUAGAUGCGGCCAACAGAGCACAUGGGCAUUGCUCCAGGGGCCUUCAGGCGGGGCGGGCAUCAGAUAUCGGGGAUGCAUAA